AUGGCAGGCCCCGGGGGCGCCGCCCUGGACGAGCUGUCCCGCAACUUCACGUACGGGGCGCCGGGCGCUGGCAACGGCUCCCUGUCGGGCGCCUGGUACCGCCGCAACCAGUUUCACCUUUAUGGAGUUUUGCUGGCUGUUUUAGGAAACUUGGUCAUCAGCAUUUCCCUGAAUAUUCAGAAAUACUCUCAUCUUCAGGCGGCGGCGCGCCAGGAGCACGCCAGGCCGCCCGUCAGGAGCGCGCUGUGGUGGGGAGGGGCGCUCCUCAUGGCCCUGGGAGAGGCAGGCAACUUCGCGGCCUACGGACUGGCCCCCGUCACUCUCGUCGCUCCACUAGGCUGCAUGUCGGUUACAGGUAGUGCCUUUAUUUCUGUUAUGUUUCUGAAAGAAAAUUUGAGAGCCUCCGAUGUACUAGGUAUGACACUGGCCUUUGCAGGGUCCUAUUUGUUGGUGAACUUUGCUCCAAACAUAUCCCAGGCUAUCUCUGGAAGAACAGUGAAGAAUUACUUUGUUGGCUGGCAGUUCCUGGUCUAUGUGAUUUCAGAAAUACUAAUUUUCUGCGUUCUCCUAUAUUUCUAUAAAAGAAAAGGGAUGACGCACAUUGCGAUUCUACUAACCCUGGUGGCACUUCUAGCCUCAUUGACUGUUAUUUCCGUGAAAGCUGUCUCAGGCAUGAUCACUUUUUCUGUGACGGAUAAGAUACAGCUAACGUAUCCCAUCUUCUAUAUAAUGCUUAUCAUCAUGAUUGCAUCUUGUGCUUUCCAAGUCAAGUUCCUGAGUCAAGCCACGAAACUCUACAGUACAGUGGCGGUGGUGCCCGUGAACCACAUUUUAUUUACAACCAGUGCCAUUAUUGCAGGCAUCAUAUUUUAUAAGGAAUUCCUGGGUGCGGCUUUUCUCGCUAUGUUUAUAUAUUUUUUUGGGUGUUCUCUGUCAUUCCUGGGUGUGUUUUUGGUCACGAGACAUCGAGGGAAGGAACAUCUGCCACAGUCUUACAUUGACCUGGGGACUAUUCCCGGGAAACAAACGCUGGAUAAAAUACAACCAGAUUCAAACGGUUUAUCCCGUGGAACCCUGCCUGAUGGAAGUGACUCAACGAAGAGCCCAAGUGGAGAGAAGAAAGAGGUCUAA
This is a messenger RNA of Pipistrellus nathusii (Nathusius's pipistrelle), 1131 nucleotides long. Lineage: Eukaryota; Metazoa; Chordata; Mammalia; Chiroptera; Vespertilionidae. The record is from the annotation of a GenBank genome assembly.